This is a messenger RNA of Adineta ricciae, 1005 nucleotides long. The record is from the annotation of a GenBank genome assembly. Lineage: Eukaryota; Metazoa; Rotifera; Eurotatoria; Adinetida; Adinetidae.
AUGAACGACUCAGCAGAUGUCGACUCACCAACAUCAUCAUACAUCAACGUCGCUCUCAAUCGACUUGUUUGUUUGAUUUUGUUCAGCAUCUUCAUCAUUCCAUCAACAUUAUUAGCUUUGUAUAUCUGUUAUUGGAUCUGUCGCCUAGACGAAUUGCGAACUCGUUUAACCAAUCAUUCAAUUAUCUUCAUCUUCAUCAUCGGCUUGAUUCAAGAAACAUGUGAAAUGCCAUUCUUGUUGGCGUUUCUGAGGAGUGGUCGUGUUCCAUUCGAGACUUAUCGUUUCUGCAAGUUCUGGAUUGCUUUCAACUACAGUCUGAAUACAAGUCUCUUGUUUCUCAAUGCUCAUCUCUCAGUUGAUCGUUAUCUGUUCAUCAUACAUCCCAAUAUUCUAAACAAAUACAAGACUUGGAUUCAUUAUGCUCCAAUGGCGACGUUCACACUGAUUGCAAUUAUAUAUUCUUGCAGUGCAGUUCUGUUUUAUCCAUGCGAAGAGCAUUUCUCGUAUGUUGAUCAGUUAUGUGGUGGUUCAUGUUAUCAACUAGAAGCAGCUAUUGGCACAUUUGAUGUAAUAUUCACCGUUUAUAUGCCACUAUCAUGCAUAAUUUUUUUCAACGUUUUGCUUUGCAUGCGAGUGAUGCUGCAGAGACGUCGAAUGCGACAGAAAAACGUGUGGAAAAAGAAUGUUGGGAUGCUUGGACAACUGUUAUCAGUAUCGGCGAUACAUACGAUAGUUUGGCUACCUGUGACUAUUGUUUUAGUGCUUGCAGCAACCAGUGAAAGGCCAUCUGAUUUGUUAAUUGAACUGCAAACAAGUUUUGUGCUGAUCAAUAUCAUUUACUUAUCGGUGUUGGGAAAUCCAGUUGUGUGUGUGUUUGCGUUGCCAGAAAUCAAACAGAAGAUGAGGCUUUUGAUCGAUAAUCGUCGACGACGAAUGAUGUCAGACACUAAACAAAAUGCCAUUCAUCCCAUGACAACGAACAGAGCUGUAAUUAUGAUGAGAUGA